Messenger RNA from Solea senegalensis (Senegalese sole), 540 nucleotides. Its product is annotated as CYTL1 domain-containing protein. Bases 58 to 447 code for a protein of 129 amino acids. The transcript is spliced from 4 exons. NCBI's taxonomy places the organism in Eukaryota, Metazoa, Chordata, Actinopteri, Pleuronectiformes, Soleidae. Gene Ontology annotation, biological process: positive regulation of transcription by RNA polymerase II. The record is from RefSeq and is a predicted model, not a curated record.
ACAAACAAAACAAAGGGCUCCCUCUCCUCGCUGCAGUUGUUAGUAGAGCGUUACAGUAUGGCGAACUUUAACCACUUGUUGCUUGUUGCAUCUCUGUUGCAGCUGGCACUGAGCUACCCUUUCAUCCCACCGACGUGCUACACCAAGGUGCUGAACAUGGCACAGGAAGCCACCCUGUGGGCGGCACAUCUGAAGUGGAACCCUCAGACUAGUUCCUGCAUGGCACACAUGCCACAUCUCUACAUUGAUGUCCAUAAUGGCUGUGUGAUGUACAAAAUAAGGACCUACAUCUCCCUGGUGGAAGGCCUGCGACAGCGACGCUGCGCCUACACCAGGGACAUGUGGAGGCUCGGCUCCACUCUGAGGCAGCUCUUCAUCUUCAUGUCGGAGAAAUGCCACGGGGAGUUGGCGUUCACGAGCUUUGACUGUGCUGCACUUGAGCAUUAACACGCAGGCAAACCUGAAAAUGACAUAAUCAGGAUCGUGAUACAGUCUGGAAUCAUUUGGAGACAUUUCAUAUAAUAAAGUAAAUCAAAAAUG